AUGUGUUUCCACGAAAUCGUCGGUGACUAUUGGACAGGGUGUGGCCACUUUCAUGGAAGAUAUUUCACCGGAGUGACCUCCGACUGCGGCUCCUCACGGUGUAAGACGAGUGCAUCUCACAUGCACAAGACAGCGCGAAAUUGUGGGUGCCCCUCGGUGGUGACGGAAGACCGCCGGGUGCAAAACCUGUACCGAACACCUCAUCCUGACUGUGUACGACCGUCACGGUAA
Messenger RNA from Suillus subalutaceus, 231 nucleotides. RefSeq lists its product as uncharacterized. Bases 1 to 231 code for a protein of 76 amino acids. NCBI's taxonomy places the organism in Eukaryota, Fungi, Basidiomycota, Agaricomycetes, Boletales, Suillaceae. The record is from RefSeq and is a predicted model, not a curated record. The transcript has 4 exons.